This is a messenger RNA of Solanum pennellii, 1218 nucleotides long. RefSeq names its product disease resistance protein RGA2-like. The transcript has 5 exons. Gene Ontology annotation, molecular function: protein binding. Lineage: Eukaryota; Viridiplantae; Streptophyta; Magnoliopsida; Solanales; Solanaceae. Bases 1 to 1218 code for a protein of 405 amino acids. Gene Ontology annotation, biological process: defense response to fungus. The record is from RefSeq and is a predicted model, not a curated record.
AUGGUGGGUGCUUGUGAAAGUAAGAUUCUUGUAACUACUCGGAAAAUGGAAGUAGCUUCGAUAAUGGGGACGGCUCCUGCACACUGUUUGAACGGUUUGUCACAUGAAGAUAGUCUGACUUUGUUCUUGAGUAAGGCAUUUGAACAAGGAUCUUCAUUGGGAAAGAAAACCAAGAGACGGGAGUGGAAUAUAGUUAACAGUCACAGCGGGUGGAACUCAAAUCAGAACGAAGAAAUUUCAUCUGCAGUAAGAGUGAGCUAUGAACAAUUGUCAUCUUAUCUCAAAGUUUGUGUUGCUUACUGCUCAAUAUUUCCCAAGGGCUGUGUGAUUGAAAUAGAUAAAUUGAUACAGCUAGUAGCAGAAGCAGCAGGGGUUGAAUUCUGUGCAGUAAACUCUCACAUACAAAACAUUUCUGAUGAGGUCGGAGAUGUGGUGUUUUCUGAAUAUGAUUUGUCAGGCAAGGAACUGCCAGCAUCCCUUCUCAAUAACCAGGUGCUAGAUAUCAGUGAUUCAUGUUUCGAUGAGCUGCCUAGCUCUGUUGGCGAAUUGAAGUAUUUAAGAUAUCUUGAUGUAAGUUCCAAUCAAAGCAUUAAAGGAUUACCUGAUUCGAUUAACAACCUAAGACACCUGUAUAUAACCACCAAGCAAGCAUGUUUACCUGAUAAAGCAAUUGUCUGCUUAUCAUCUCUUCGUUCUUUGUGCAUCCAUUGCUGCAACAAUCUCGUAUCUUUGUCUGAAGGUCUGCAACAUCUGACUAACCUUCGCACUUUGGCAAUCAUCAGUUGCCCAAGACUGACCUUUUUCCCAAUUGCUAUGAAGCACCUUACUGCUUUAGAGAAUCUGUUGAUUGUUGACUGUAAAGAGCUUACAUUGUUGGAGUGGCAAGAUAUUGAAGGACUUAGGAUGCUUCGGUCAUUGGUUAUCGGAGGCUUACCUGAAUUGGCGUCAAAAGAUGUUCACUGCCUCGGGAGCCUUCAGAUGUUGGUACUUGCUGGUUUACCAGAGUUAGUUACUUUGCCGCGAUGGCUUGAAGGUGCUAGUGCUACUCUACAAUACCUGAGGGUGGAAAGGUGCCUGAAUUUUGCAGCAUUGCCAAACUGGCUGGCAAAUCUUACUGCACUUGAAAAACUUGAAAUUUCCAAGUGCCGUAAAUCAUUUUCAUUGCCCGAGGGGAUGAGUUGCCUCACAAACCUGAAGGUACUUAAGAUCGACAAUUGA